This is a messenger RNA of Quercus robur (English oak), 920 nucleotides long. RefSeq names its product late embryogenesis abundant protein At1g64065-like. The record is from RefSeq and is a predicted model, not a curated record. Bases 119 to 766 code for a protein of 215 amino acids. The transcript has a single exon. NCBI's taxonomy places the organism in Eukaryota, Viridiplantae, Streptophyta, Magnoliopsida, Fagales, Fagaceae.
CUAUUUGCUGCCAUUUCCAUAAACCACUCCAAGCAUCCUAACGUUCUCCUUUUACACAAAGAACUGGCACAAAGAAACAGAAAAGAACAUUUGUAUUCACAAGUCGCAGAGCAGAAAAAUGGCAGAGAAAAUGAACCAGCAGGAGUACCCAUUGGCACCAGCAACUAGGCAGUCCAGAAGUGAUGAAGAGUCUGGCACUUUAAGAUCAGAGGAGCUCAAGCGAAAGAAAAGGAUCAAGUUGGCCAUAUAUAUUGCUGCUUUUGCUGUGUUUCAGACCAUUGUCAUCUUGGUGUUUGCACUCACUGUGAUGCGUGUUAAGACCCCUAAGGUCAGAUUGGGCACUGAUGUCACGUUCCAGAACUUCAGCGCUGGUACCCAAGCAUCACCUUCCUUUGACUUGAGCUUCACAACCCAAGUUGGAGUUAAGAACACAAACUUUGGUCCCUACAAAUUUGAUAGCACCAUUGCCACGUUCAUGUACCAGGGUGUGACAGUGGGGCAAGUCACUAUUCCUAAGGGUAAAGCUGGGCUGCGUUCGACCAAAAAAGUUGGUGUCAUAGUUAAUGUGGAUUCAAAUACCCUGUCAAGCACUGCUGGUCUUGGAAGUGAGUUAGGUGCUGGUGUAUUAACUCUGAACAGCCAGGCCAAGCUUAGCGGGAAAGUGGAAUUGAUGUUUGUGAUGAAGAAGAAGAAGUCCGCCGAAAUGAAUUGCACGAUGACCAUUGAAGUGUCAACAAAGGCGAUCCAAUCUAUGAGUUGCGAGUAAACAUGUUUCUUUUUGUUAAAUUCUAUUUUCUUUUUCUUUUGAUUUGCUGGAUUUGUUGUUCUUAUUAUAAAUUUAUGAUUUGUGGGAGUGCUGGCAUUGUCACAAUUUACUAUUAGAGAAUACAUUUUUUCUUUCUUUUUUCCUUUGUAUAAAA